Molecule: messenger RNA, 1085 nt
Organism: Planococcus citri (citrus mealybug)
Lineage: Eukaryota; Metazoa; Arthropoda; Insecta; Hemiptera; Pseudococcidae
Product: S-formylglutathione hydrolase-like
Exons: 6
Coding region: 24-1001 (325 amino acids)
Biological process (GO): formaldehyde catabolic process
Cellular component (GO): cytosol
Molecular function (GO): S-formylglutathione hydrolase activity
Source: RefSeq, a predicted model, not a curated record
UUCGUACGAAAUAAACUUUCGACAUGGUCCAAGGCAAGUUGCUCCUCCGGUCAAUUUCUCUCACUUCUCAGAUUAAGCCAAAACAUUCGAAGAUCUGGAAGAAUUGGAUACAUCGAAGUGCCAGGGUACAAUGUCCAGCUUCUGAGAACGAAAUGACGAAUUUACGAGAAAAAUUCAGCACUCGAUCCUUCGGAGGGUAUCAGAAAGUAUUCGCCCAUGAUAGCGAGGUGAACAAAUGUGAAAUGCGAUUCGCUAUAUAUUUACCUGAUCAAUGUAAGAAUGAAAAAUUACCUGUUAUUUAUCAUCUUUCUGGAUUAACGAUGGAUCAUAUUGAAUACAUUGAGAAAUCAGGAUCUCAACGGAUUGCUUCGAAUUUAGGAGUGAUUAUUGUUGCUCCUGAUAGUAGUCCUCGUAACACAAACAUUCCUGGAGAAAAGGAUAAAUGGAAUAUUGGUACCAAAGCCUCAUAUUAUAUAGACUCUUGCGCCGAACCUUGGAGUAAACAUUAUAAGAUGUAUACCUACCUGUCCGAAGAAUUACCUAAAAUCAUCAACGAUAAUUUUCCAGUCCUUCCAGACAAACAGAGCAUAAUGGGACACAGCAUUGGAGGACACGGAGCAUUCUUAAUAAAACUGCAGAAUCCAACGAAGUACAAAAGUGUCUCAGCUUUGUCGCCUGUUUGCGAUAUUACUAAAGCUCCUCAUUCUAUCGAAGGUUUAGAGCUGUACUUGGGAUGCAAACAAGACGAAUCGUGGGAUAAAUGGAGUGCAAUAAAAGUAGCCGAAAAAUACUCAGGACCACCUCUGGAAAUACUCAUUGAUCAGGGUACUGACGAUGAAUACUUGGAUGGACAUUUAUUCCCUCAAGAUUUUUUGAAAGCUUGCGAGAAAUCUGGGAUCAAAGUCAAGUUCAACGAACGUGAAAAGUUUACUCAUAAUUAUUAUUUCAUCGCUACUUUUAUCGAAGAUCAUAUCAAAUAUCAUAUGCAAUUUUUGAAAUAAGUUUUUUUCUACCAAUUGUACGAGAUCUGUGAUCUAUAUGACUUUAGCUACCAUACCAAUAAAUUUAUUUUCGUUUGUUACCAA